Messenger RNA from Mya arenaria, 2396 nucleotides. RefSeq names its product NXPE family member 1-like. NCBI's taxonomy places the organism in Eukaryota, Metazoa, Mollusca, Bivalvia, Myida, Myidae. Bases 44 to 1825 code for a protein of 593 amino acids. The record is from RefSeq and is a predicted model, not a curated record. The transcript is spliced from 2 exons.
AUGAGUAUAGGCCUGAAAUGGAAAAUACACGUAGACGUUUGUAAUGGCGAGGAAAAGUAAAUUCACGUGCAGUGUAUUUAAUCUGAAACUAGGACACUUUAUUGUGCUAGUGAUAAUGACACUUGCUUGUGUUUAUAUAAACUGGAAUAAUUUCAUAGAUCUUGAGCCUGUAACAAGUUCGGAGCGAAACUUAGAUAUUCCAAACAGAGAACUGUCGUUCCAGACAGACGGACAUGUCUUUAAGGACUACACGUUUUUAUCUCGAAAACGACAUUCAGAAUUCACCACGAACUUACAUUUUUCCUUCAGCGAAGAUGCAAACACAGUCUGUGGUUCCUCCAGUGAAUUGUCGUCAGGCCUUUAUUCGAACUUGUCUCUGCUGAGUCACAACAUACACACAAACGAACUGCAUGUGUUGAUCCGUUUGUAUGACGUCACAGGACGACCGAAAAGUCGCGGGGGAGAUGUGGUUACAGUGCGGGCACUUAAGCUUCCAUCUAGUGGUUCGAUGAAUACCAAAACAGAAGAGCCUGUUGCGGUCGUUGCUGGUACAGUGACCGACAACGGAGAUGGCACGUACGUCGCCAUUGUAAAGGUGUUUUGGUCGGGACCUACGGAGAUUCGUGCCAUAAUUGCUUCUCAAUACGCAAACUCCUGCAGGCGGUUCUUGGCCAUGGAGCUUUAUGGGGAUUCCGUGUAUUCUUUGAAGAGCCCUUACGGUGUGUGGGUCAUAUUUCAAGAAACAAAUUUUACAGAAAGUACACCUUGUUCUGCUGUGCCUAAUGUUGUAGGCUACGAUAAGAUAUGCAACCUAACAAAACACAAUUUUAACAUGACAAUUUAUUGUGGGCAACCUAAAAGUCGACUACUCUCUUGCAGAUCUCCUAUAGUUUUAUGGACACCUCGGAAAUUCGACGUACUUAAAAGAAACGAUUCCGGUAUUAUAUUUUGUCCACUUGUGGCUGAACUUAAAAACACAAUCGUAUUGAACAUUUCCGCAUCGUGUUCAAAUACAAAUAGAUACUUUGCGGGAGAGAAAAGUGUAUACAACUUCGAACUAAAUCAAACUGAGUGCAAAAUCCGAUCAGCACUGUUUUCAUGGAAUGAAACAUACCCAACAGGACUGGGGGUUAACCAUGGCUGGCGAAUGCUACACUGCCGCCACACGCAGGUCAGGGAUACAGCCACCAUUCGGCGCUGCUUCGCAGGGAAACGAUUCUACACCAUGGGGGAUUCCACUGUGAGGCAGUAUUUCGAAAAUAUCAUAUCAAAACUUAAAUCAACAAAUCAUAUUCGAAAGUAUGUUAAUGGUUUAUUAUUCACUGAUACAAGACAGAAUAUGCAUUUUGAAUGGUCAAUCCAUUCUAUGCCGUACCACUGCGGGGGGAGCGUCGCCAAAUGUGUUUCUUCUUCCAUUGCUGGCAAACUUUUGGACAUACUAUACAAACGUUCACUGUCCAUCGAUGGGUCUGAGAUAAUCAUUUUAAUAACAAUGAACACACAUCUCCAAAAGUACCCCCUGGAAGUUUUGCGAAGAAGACUAAGAAGUUUAGUUAAACCAAUUACCAUGUUGAAAGCAAAGUAUCCUCUUUCGAAAGUACUUUUUAAAGGGCCGCACCAGUGUUCACAAGAUGAUAAGUGGUUUGAUGUCAGAAUAGCCCUUAUGUACCGUGAAAUAAUUUAUGAGGAAUUAAACUCUAUUCUAGACAAGGUAAUUUACCUUGACACAUUUUCUAUAAGUGUCGCGUAUGGCAGCAUAAUGCUUCACCCAGAAGGCCAAACCCUGGAUGCUCAAAUUGAUCAAUUUCUGGCUUAUGUAUGCUGAGUAUCAUCCGAAAACAAAUCCAUUCGCCUGAUAAUAAAAAUUAAAGGUAAUUUGCAAAUUAUCUUUUACAUUCAAAUAAUACAGGCUAUAAUAUAAACCAAUUUCCUUCUGGAAUUUCGUAUACUCCAUUUUCCCCCAGAACAUGGUAUUUACUUAAUUUUCCCACAAAAUAUGAUAUAAAGCCAUUUCCCUCUGGAAUUUCGUAUAUUCCCAUUUGCCUCCAGAAUACGGUAUUUACCUAAUUUUCCCACAGAAUAUGAUAUAAAGCCAUUUCCCUCUGGAAUUUGGUAUAUUCUCAUUUGCCUCCAGAAUACGGUAUUUACCUAAAUUUCCCACAAAAGGGGCAUUCUGGACAACAGUCUGUUGUUUUAGAUUUAAUUAAAGCACACCUAUUCGAAUAUAAUACUAAGUUCACGACACAAUUCAAUAUGCCAUGAAUUAAGAAAAAAUGUAUAUUUAUAAAUGUAUUUCAUCACUACUGACCGAAACUGCUACAACGCCACAUAUAUAGCCUUAAUUGCAUUUCCAUUUUGAAAGUGUAAUGUUUGGAAAAAUAAAAGACACAACUUCU